Molecule: messenger RNA, 2063 nt
Organism: Ziziphus jujuba (common jujube)
Lineage: Eukaryota; Viridiplantae; Streptophyta; Magnoliopsida; Rosales; Rhamnaceae
Product: tyrosine decarboxylase
Exons: 1
Coding region: 114-1679 (521 amino acids)
Biological process (GO): amino acid metabolic process
Molecular function (GO): carboxy-lyase activity; pyridoxal phosphate binding
Source: RefSeq, a predicted model, not a curated record
AGCAACAAGCCUCUGCUGCUCACCUUUCUCGCACUCCUAAUUCAAUUUCUUUGGCUUUAAUAAUCUUUUUUUUUUCCUUUUUUUUUUUUCUUUGUUUCUUUUCUUACCUCCAAAUGGGUAGCCUCAAUUUGAACCAUUCUCUGAAACCCGAUUCUGACAACUUGGAAAACCUUCUUGAUCCUGAAGAGUUCAGGAGGCAAGGCCAUAUGAUCAUCGACUUCAUUGCUGAUUACUACAAAACCAUUGAGAAAUACCCGGUUUUGAGCCAAGUUGAACCUGGUUAUCUCCGAAAACGAUUGCCAAAAUCCGCACCUUAUGACCCCGAACCAAUCGAAACCAUCCUCCAUGAUGUCCAAGAUCAUAUAGUUCCUGGUCUGACACACUGGCAAAGCCCUAACUACUUUGCAUUCUUCCCUUCAAGUGGAAGCAUCGCAGGGUUUCUCGGCGAGAUGCUCGCCACCGGAUUCAACGUCGUCGGCUUCAACUGGAUGUCGUCCCCAGCCGCGAGCGAGCUCGAAAGCAUAGUCAUGGAUUGGCUCGGAGAAAUGCUUAGGCUUCCCGAGUCUUUCCUUUUCUCCGGCGGAGGCGGUGGCGUUUUGCAAGGAACCACUUGCGAGGCCAUGCUUUGUACCCUAGUUGCUGCUAGGGAUCAAAUGCUGAGCAAAGUCGGGAGAGAAAAUAUCGGAAAUCUAGUCGUUUAUGCGUCGGACCAAACUCAUAGUGCAUUCAAGAAAGCUACACAGAUUGCCGGAAUUGACCAGAAGAAUUUCCGCGUCAUAAAGACCUCAAGAUCGACAUCGUUUUCUCUCCCUCCUGAUUUGCUAAGAUCCACUAUUUGCUCGGAUAUCAAAGCUGGUUUAUUCCCUACCUUUGUAUGUGCUACCAUGGGAACAACGUCAACCACUGCGGUUGAUCCAUUGGGACCCAUAUGUCAAGUGGCAAAAGAUUAUGGCAUGUGGGUUCAUGUCGAUGCUGCAUACGCAGGGAGUUGCUGUGUCUGUCCCGAGUUUCGACAUUUCAUCGAUGGCGUUGAAGGUGCGAACUCGUUCAGUUUCAAUGCACACAAAUGGUUCUUCACGACCCUUGACUGUUGCUGCCUAUGGUUGAAAGAUCCAAGCGCCUUGAUCAAAUCACUCUCGACCAACCCCGAGUUUUUAAGAAACAAAGCCACCGAUUCGAAAGAAGUGGUUGACUACAAAGACUGGCAAAUUGCACUCAGCCGAAGGUUCAGAGCCUUAAAACUCUGGCUCGUGCUGAGAAGCUACGGAGUUGAGAAACUCAGGAACAUGCUCAAAAGCCAUGUUGAAAUGGCCAAGACUUUCGAAGGGCUCGUAGCCGCCGACAAAAGGUUCGAGACUGUUCAUCCUAGGAAUUUCGCGCUGGUCUGUUUUAGAAUCUCUCCCACAGCGAUCGAUAAGAACAAGCUGAGCCAGAACCGUGGAGCACAUUUUGAUGAUGAUGAUCAGGAUCAUGAUCAUGAAUGUAUAAACGACGUUAACCACAAGUUAUUGGAGUCCAUCAACGCGUCUGGUUCUAUAUAUAUGACGCACACGGUGGUUGAUGGAAUAUUUUUGCUCCGAUUCGCAGUUGGUGCAACCCUGACCGAAGAAUCACAUAUUUUCAUGGCUUGGAAGGUGAUAAAACAACAUGCAGAAGAUAUUCUUAAGGAUUAUGUCUGAAUAUGGAAAUUAUUGCUAAGGUACUGAGAAUUUCCCACUAUGAUAAGCACGUGCGAUACAUAUCUACUAUAUAAAGGAGAAUAUAUAUAUAUAUACAUAUAUAUAUAGAUUGUGCACCUAAGGUUAUAAAUUGAAAAAGAGAGAGAAAAUUAAAAAAAAAGAAACAACAACAACAAAAGAAGUAUAUAUAUAUAUAUAUAUCCAGCUGCCUUAGGUUUGUGAGGGAGAUCAUAAAAUAAGUCUCCAUAAUUGAGCCAAAAAAAUUAUUGAAAUUUGUAAGCAAGUUGUUAAUUGUGAUUUUCUUUGCCUUCAUGUAAGUAAUUUAUAUUUUGUUUGUAAAAGUACCAUAAAGCUGCAAAUAAUUAAGUGUAUGCAUAUGUAUGA